GAAGUAAAUUGUGACACAUUCGUUAACAUUUUUACAAGGGAAGAUCUUGACGUCAAUCAGAAAAGGAGGGCUAACCGUCAAUCAGAACACGAACAAAAUCGUUUUCAUAGUUCUGUCGACAUCGUCAUGGUUGUGAAUACGGUGAUUUAUCAGUUUCGUAUGGAUGUUAUUGACCAAGGAUUGUAGAUAGUGUCGUGUCCGUUCAAAUCAUUGUACUAACUUGCCGUGAUACAUAUCAUUACUAUAAUUGUGACAUCGUUAAUGGGAUUAACUUAUUCUAUGAAAUAAUGCCGGAGUUUUUAGACGCACCACGUCUGGUAAAGAUUGCUGCUAUUUUAGAAGUAGCUGCUUUCGUAAUCAACGUUAUUGCCUUUUCAACGCCAUAUUGGCGUUCUGUCCACUUUGAAGAGUUCCGUUUAUAUGACGACCAGGGAACUCGGCUUGAGACCGCCAUUGCUAUUCAAGGUUUCGAUGAAGGACUAUGGCGACGAUGUAUCAAUAGUAUUUGUGCUGAUAUAGAUGUGGCCGGAAGAGAUUGGUUACAAGCUGUCCGAGCCUUUGAGAGUAUGGGUCUCCUGGGGUCAUGUAUUGCCAUAACAACGUUACUUUGCUACAUAUUCAAAUCAGACUUCAGACAGAGGUUCUUAAUAUUCCUUGUGUCAGCCAUUUCUAGCAUUGUCACUGGUGGAUGUAUUUUGCUGUCGGUUCUUAUCUACGGUAUUUCUAUCAAGAUAUCCCUGUCCUGGUCAUUUGCCCUGGCCGUGGUCAGUGGUGUUAUUUUUGGAAUUUCUGGAGCUUUACUACAAGGCACAUUCAUCAAGGAGGCAAAAGAACCAAUCUAAACGAGGCAUUGACGUCUGAAAAUUAUUCAAUUGAGAUGGUGACCAGGCAAAGUCAACAGUUAGGUGUUAGAAGUGUAUAUAUAUCAUGGUUCUGACGAAGUAUAUGAACAGAUAUCAUCGUGACGUCCUAUAGACACCUGUCAGUUAUCUAUGUUUUAUGUUCUUUACUUGUUUCCUAAGUUUCUUAAGCUUCUGGACCCCUCAUCCUGGUCAAGCACUUUAUUCAGUGCCAGGCUGAGCUGACAUAUAAACGGAAUAUGAUACUAGAUGUCACAAAUGUAAUUCAAUUUAGAAAUA
Ylistrum balloti is the source of this 1139-nucleotide messenger RNA. RefSeq lists its product as uncharacterized. The record is from RefSeq and is a predicted model, not a curated record. Lineage: Eukaryota; Metazoa; Mollusca; Bivalvia; Pectinida; Pectinidae. Gene Ontology annotation, cellular component: plasma membrane. The transcript is spliced from 3 exons. Bases 288 to 842 code for a protein of 184 amino acids.